AUGAAGGGGCUAUUUCCCAUGCUUCGUCUCGCCGAACUUGCCUACGAGCCCAACACAGAGGAACUGGAACAAAAGUUAAAGGAAGAAGGAGGGUACGAGUUUUACAGACACAAAACAGACAGCAAUGUGGGACAGUUGGGGUAUUAUGUGGCGUUGAAUCGUUCCGAAAAGAUCCUCUUGUUUGGAGUCCGAGGCGCAUACACACUCUCGGAUGCCGUUACCGAUACUGUUUCGCUCACAAUUAAUUCCGCAUCCGUGUGA
Seminavis robusta is the source of this 261-nucleotide messenger RNA. The record is from the annotation of a GenBank genome assembly. Lineage: Eukaryota; Bacillariophyta; Bacillariophyceae; Naviculales; Naviculaceae.